Pieris rapae (cabbage white) is the source of this 731-nucleotide messenger RNA. Its product is annotated as chymotrypsin-2-like. The record is from RefSeq and is a predicted model, not a curated record. The transcript has 4 exons. NCBI's taxonomy places the organism in Eukaryota, Metazoa, Arthropoda, Insecta, Lepidoptera, Pieridae. Gene Ontology annotation, molecular function: serine-type endopeptidase activity. Bases 48 to 731 code for a protein of 227 amino acids. Gene Ontology annotation, biological process: proteolysis.
UAGAUGGAGACAGCCGAAUAAUAGGUGGCAAAAAUGCCCCUCCAGGCAUGGCUAAGUACCAAGUUUCAUUGCGUGGUCAUAGAGGGAGAGAAGAAUUUCACAGUUGCGGAGGGUCUAUUUUAAACGAAGAGUACGUGUUAACAGCCGCACAUUGCCUUUACCAGAGAGACAAGAAAGAUUUGUCAAUCGUCGUUGGCAGUCACUCGAUCUACAAAGGCGGCAUCCGUUACCAGAUUAAAAAUUUGAUCCCUCAUGAGAAUUAUUCUAAGCCGACAGUGAAGAAUGACAUAGCCAUCAUACAGAUCGAAGGCAAAUUCAAAUUUAACAAUAAGGUUCAACCAAUUGAGUUGUUAAAAGAAAUGGCACCCGUUGGAAAGACAUGUCUCUUGACUGGCUGGGGAUACACAGACAUUAGAAAACGAACUGUGCCAAACACACUUCAAAUGCUCGAAUUCGAAACAAUAAGCAAUGACGACUGCACAAAACAAUUACAAAGCUCGCCUUACCCGAAAUUGUUACCCAUAGACGCCGGACAACUCUGCGUUAAGCGCCCGAACAACAAAGGCAUAUGCCGUGGUGAUUCUGGUGGUCCACUCGUUAUUAAGGAUGAUAAGAACAAAACUCUUCAAAUAGGAGUCGUGUCCUGGUCAGUUCCGUGCGGCAAAGACUUUCCUGAUGUAUUUGCUUCAGUCCAUGGUUUCUACGAUUGGAUACGGAGCAAAAUUAAAUGA